Malus domestica (apple) is the source of this 1954-nucleotide messenger RNA. The record is from RefSeq and is a predicted model, not a curated record. Lineage: Eukaryota; Viridiplantae; Streptophyta; Magnoliopsida; Rosales; Rosaceae.
UCGUUUCACCCUAAGUUUGAGUAGGUCAUCAUUAGCCCCAUAUAUAUAAAUUAUGUAGAUUUGCGGGACUUUCCAAAAUUUUAGCCAUACUAGGUGGAUACACAAGGGUUCAAAAGCUUAAUUAUGUAGCUUUUGCUCUAUUUUUCUUCUUCAUUGAAAUAAUUUCUUACUCAUUUGGAAAUAAAACAAUAUUCCCAAAUGGCUAGAUAAUGCAAACAAAAUAGAUGAAGACAAAGAGUUGGAAAAUGAUGUGCAAAUCAAUCCUAAUAAUAUAUAUAGAUACAAGGCCACAAAUUUCCGACGUGUAAUUUUGUAUCCUAAACAAUUUUGGUAAGCGUUCGCAUUGCACUUGAGGUAUAUUUAUAAUAUAAAUACAUGAUCACCAUUCUUAUGUGCUAAUUAAGCAAAUACUAAGAACAAAAUGGAUGCCUUAAUGACUUCUCCUAAGCUGCUCUUCUCCCUACUUGUUCUUACUCUUUUGCUGUCCAUUUCUCCUCCGUCUUGCGCUUCUGUUGAAGAUGGUCAUGGCAUUGAUUCCGUCGCCCCGCCUUCGUUUCCUCUGGAGCCCCAAGUAGCUGAUCAUCAUCAGAAAGUUGACCUGACUAUUUAUUAUGGCACUCUAUGCUCAGCCUGUGCUUCCUUCAUCGAGCAACUGUUACCCCUAUUGAUUUCGGAGGAGGAUCUCAUGUCCAUUAUCAACCUCCGGCUAGUGCCCUCUGGAAAUGUCCGUGUCGAAGGACCUAAUGACACCGUCGUUUGCGAGCAUGGCCAAGAUGAAUGUUACUUGAAUAGUAUACAAGCCUGUGCGAUCAGCGUCUGGCCAAAUGUGAAGCAGCAUUUACCCUUCAUUUCCUGCGUUGAAUACCUUGCCGUCAAAGAACAUCGAUUGAAAGAAGAUGUAUGGAAAUAUUGUUGUCAGAUUCACAAUAUGAGCCACGAACCUCUACUGACAUGCUACAAAAGUGGAUAUGAGAGAAAGGACUACCAAAACUUUGAGAGGUACGUCUGUGAGGCUUACGAAGGCUAUUCUAAACCACGGACUUGCAGCCGAUUCAUUGCUCCCCCCGGGCUUCUCAGCUGGAGCAGCUCAGCUGAAACAACAAACUUUGCAAUAAGAAGCUAUAUUCUGCAUCUCCUUUUGCUGCGUGCAGCAUUAUUGCUGGUCAACUAGCUCUAGACUAUAGAAAUAAUAAUUUACUAAUUAGUAGCGUACGUAAUUAAUUACUUGUGUAGUGUUCUAAUUUAAGUAUUGGUGAUGUAGUUUUGCCUCAUUAACUUUGAACAUAAACUUAAUUGGAGACGAAAUUCACCACUAAUUCCAUCUCCAAUUUUUAUCAUUCUACAUGAAGUUCAAACAGCUGAUUGCAAAGAACCCAUGGAAACGUACGUUAAAGUUGUACCACAGUUAUUGAAAAGGUUACAAUCCUCAAGUAAAAUAAUGAAAUAUUACUCAGCAAAGUUAGAGGUCACUGAAACCAAAUCAUCUCCGUAUAGGAAGAGAAAGUAGCAACUCAAGCCCACCGAUGUGCAACUCCAUUCACAUGCCACCGAUGAAAUAGUUGGAUCCUCUGAAUGGAAGCCACAACAAGCUGACAAUGCCCUUGGAACUGAACCUGUGUGUACCUAAAGACACAGCGAACAGAAAGCAACGCCGACCACGAACAUGCCACCGCUGCCAUAAAAGAGCUCGUCCAAUCCCUAACCACCACACCAGAUCCACCAUUGUUCCAGAAAGCUUUCGUUGAAAAGGAAGUGACGAUACCCUUGUAGAGGAGUGAGUGAUGAACUUGCAUAUUUUGAUGUAGCCGAAUACCAUUUUUGUUGGAAUGUAUGCAAGUCAUAUCUUUUGUUAAAAUGCAUGCAUGAAAUAAACAUAUUGGAUGACUAAUGAAGUUAGGCUAGUCAACCUUCUUUGUGUAAAUUAGGCAAGUUAGGCAAGUUAGGAAAUUAGGCA